AUGCUCCCCCAAAACCCUGACACGAAAGAACCCUACAUCCCCCUCCACGCACCUUACGACAAGAUAAUUCUUACCCCGCCCCGGAUCCCAAGCAAUGGCGACAGCACUGGAGACAGCGACAACAGCAACAACUUUGAAAGAGACAAAGCAGUCCUAGUCUCCACCCUGAAUCAUCCAGCCGUGUACCCCAACCUCGUGGGGCCGCCGUAUCCUUACCUUUCCGAGCAUGCGGAUAGGUUUCUGCGGGAGGAGUGGGCGGCGUCGAUGCAGUUGUUUCCUCUUUUGGGUUAUGGUUAUGGAGGUGUUGAUGGGACUGUGCCUGAGAAGGAAAGCGGUGGGAAAAGAAAUAAGCUCGUGGGCGGCUGUCCGUUCAUCUGUAUCAGAAUGAUACAAAAAGAAGCAGAAAUAAAAGAUAUCCUAAUUGGAACCCUCCGUAUCUCCCGGUGGAGAUUUUCAGAUCUCCCCUCCACCGAGGCAAAAGAGGCUCAGGAGGAGAAUAAUCUGUUGAAUGUUGGGGAUGAGAGGAUUAUAUGGGAGAUUGGAGAUAUACUUUCCCCCUCUCAUCAUGGAAAAGGGAUAAUGACAGCCGUCGUCCACGCGCUUAUCCAUGACUUUGCCGUACCCUAUAUGAAUGCCCGGACCAUCAAGGCUACCACCUAUGUCGAGAAUAAGGGCAGUGCGCGCGUAUUCGAGAAGAACGGGUUCAAGUGUCAGUGUACGCUGGAGGACUGGGCUGAUGUCCCCCAGAAUCGGGGUGGAGGAAAGAGGUCGAUUCAUGUCUAUGUUUGGAAAAGAGAUGAAGAGUAGAUUUAAAUUAUAUCUGCCACUAUACGUACCGGA
Molecule: messenger RNA, 840 nt
Organism: Monascus purpureus
Lineage: Eukaryota; Fungi; Ascomycota; Eurotiomycetes; Eurotiales; Aspergillaceae
Source: the annotation of a GenBank genome assembly